ACAACAAAAAUGGCCCGUACCAAGCAGACCGCCCGCAAAUCUACUGGAGGAAAGGCUCCACGCAAGCAGCUCGCCACCAAGGCAGCUCGCAAGUCCGCCCCAGCCACUGGCGGAGUCAAGAAACCCCAUCGUUACAGGCCUGGAACCGUCGCUCUCCGUGAGAUCCGUCGCUACCAGAAGAGCACCGAGCUUCUCAUCCGCAAGCUCCCCUUCCAGCGUCUGGUCCGUGAGAUCGCUCAGGACUUCAAGACCGAGCUCCGCUUCCAGAGCUCCGCCGUCAUGGCUCUCCAGGAGGCCAGCGAAGCUUACUUGGUCGGUCUCUUCGAGGACACCAACCUCUGCGCCAUCCACGCCAAGCGUGUCACCAUCAUGCCAAAGGACAUCCAGCUUGCCCGUCGCAUCCGUGGCGAGCGUGCUUAAAUAUAUCGUUUUUCUCUAACGGUAUUAAACGGCUCUUUUUAGAGCCACCAAACUCUCAAGAAAGAAUCGUUUGAUUUUACUCAUUGUUAAUCAUGCAUGUGUCGAAUGUGAACUGCCUUUAGAUAAAAGUAAACUGAAUAAAUAUUCAAGACGAUUAGAAGAUUCCCUUUUUUUUUAGAUUUCAUAGAAGAUGAGUAAAAGCUG
Molecule: messenger RNA, 624 nt
Organism: Lytechinus pictus (painted urchin)
Lineage: Eukaryota; Metazoa; Echinodermata; Echinoidea; Temnopleuroida; Toxopneustidae
Product: histone H3, embryonic
Exons: 1
Coding region: 10-420 (136 amino acids)
Cellular component (GO): nucleosome
Molecular function (GO): DNA binding; structural constituent of chromatin; protein heterodimerization activity
Source: RefSeq, a predicted model, not a curated record